Cladophialophora carrionii CBS 160.54 is the source of this 1950-nucleotide messenger RNA. RefSeq lists its product as uncharacterized. The coding region runs from base 1 to 1950 and encodes 649 amino acids. NCBI's taxonomy places the organism in Eukaryota, Fungi, Ascomycota, Eurotiomycetes, Chaetothyriales, Herpotrichiellaceae. The record is from RefSeq and is a predicted model, not a curated record. Gene Ontology annotation, molecular function: DNA binding; zinc ion binding. The transcript is spliced from 3 exons. Gene Ontology annotation, biological process: DNA-templated transcription.
AUGAAAGCACGCGCCAUUGCUGCUCGAAUUGCCGGGACUCGCAGAGAGCGUGCUUGGAGCUUUGUAUUGACCAUUUACUACCACAGACCACACACGAGGAAACGCCGGCGGGUUGACGCAGAGAAGGAUGCGAGCCCGCGACCCGUUGAAGACAAGAAGGCGAAAUCUCUGACCCACGGCGACGGGCCCGACACACCAGCCCAGCAGGCCAGCUAUCUCGGCCGGAGCGACUAUCUCACCGCCCACUUGGACAUCGACGAGGAUGAUGCGACCCACUACAACGGCCCCGGCCUACGUGCGGGCGCCUUUCAGCAUUUCGAGGCCCGGAUCAGACGCAACGUCUCGUCGCUGGAGAUCCCGAGAGGGACGUUGAGGCAGAGUCUGCUGCGGAAUUUCCUGCACUGGUGUCGUCCGUGGAUGCCCCUGGUCAGUGAAACAGACUUGGAGAGGCUCGACGCCAGGAAUCAGGAUACGCUGCUUGUGACGGCGACCCUCGUGGCCGGGAGUAUCGUCUCGUCCGCGCCCGAGGCCGCGGACCACGGGCGGCGAUGCUACCAGCGCGCCAAAGUGCUGUUCUACACCAAUGGGGAGCAAAACCAUCUGCACACCAUCAUGGCCAUCCUGUUUCUGCAGUGGCUGAACCCGUCGGGCCCGGAGCACGUGUCCAUUGACAACAGCAGCUUCUGGCUCCGAACGAGCGUCGCGCUCGCCCAUCAGAUCGGGCUUCAUCGCGAGCCCGAUCCCAGAAUGGCCGAGGCGAGGCUGCGCCGAAGGAUCUGGUGGGCACUGGUUUCCAGAGACAAUCUGAUAGCCACGAGUCACGGGCGCCCCAGGGCCAUCAACGCCGAAGACUCGAAUGUGCGACCUCUACGUGUGGAUGAUUUCGAAGCCGGCGACAACGACGCCCUCCUCUUCAUGCAGUUCGUCCAGAUCACCUCGAUCCUCGGAGACAUGACGGAACACUACCGACGCGGGACGCUUUCGGACCGCAAAAAGAUCGACUUUGAAGACUCGCUCCGGGCAUGGCUGAACGCCGUGCCGUCGAGUCUGCGGCUGUACCGUCGCGGGACCGAGACGGAGGCGGCGGCAGAGACGAAGAAGGGUAACAAUAGACUGACCGAGUACGACUUCAAGUUCCGCCAGCUGCACGUCCUGUACUUCACCGCGCUGAUCAUCCUCUUCCGCCACGACAACAAGAACGACCCGCCCGCGCCGGUGUCGUUGCUGGCCGCGUCCUUCAUUUCCGGUAUCUUCGAGGAAUACCUCACGCACGAAGACAUCCCGCAUCUGCCCGUGACGGCGAUCUUCUACCUCAUGGUCGCGGCGCUGCUUCAACUGUCGUACCAGCGAUUCCCCUCGCUGGCCGCCCACCGCAACGAGGAGAUCGACAUCAUCCGACUCUCGCUGGACGGACUGAAGAAGAGGUUCCCCUCGGCCAUCGGCGCCGAGAGGGUCGUCAAUCAGAUGAUGAACAACCAUUCGACGUCCGUCCAAGACACCGCGGAAUCAACGCGCAUGAACUUGACACCUGAGGAGGCCGAGUUUUUCGCCCCCUUUGGCCCCGAGUUGUGUCGCCAGUGGGGGUCCAUCUUCGGUCCUCGCCCGGCGGGACCGUCUGCAAUGACCACCGACGUUGCUGGAGUGGGCCGCCACAGCGUUGAUCCUCGAGCUCACGCUACCGCUGACGCCAAUGGCGUGCUAGCGACGGCAGCAGGCCAGGGACAUCACCACCAUACAGAGCAUCAUGUCAUUGGGACGACGAGCACCACCACCACCGGAGACGUGGCGGGCCGUUCAGAUGCGCCGUGGGAUGUCGGUGGUACGCUCCUCCUCUCACAGGACGAGGACACUCUGUUCUCCAGCGAACAGACGCUGGACACCGUCGGCCGCUGGUGGUGGGCCGACUGGGUGCCCGAGGCGGAUUUGGAUUUCUUGUCCAAGUCGUUGUGA